This is a messenger RNA of Penicillium manginii, 894 nucleotides long. RefSeq lists its product as uncharacterized. Bases 1 to 894 code for a protein of 297 amino acids. The transcript has a single exon. The record is from RefSeq and is a predicted model, not a curated record. Gene Ontology annotation, molecular function: oxidoreductase activity, acting on the CH-OH group of donors, NAD or NADP as acceptor. Gene Ontology annotation, cellular component: cytoplasm. NCBI's taxonomy places the organism in Eukaryota, Fungi, Ascomycota, Eurotiomycetes, Eurotiales, Aspergillaceae.
AUGGCCGCUACCAGUCGACCUACCCCAGACAUCGUCCGCAGUAAAGUGGAAGGCAAAGUCGCCAUUGUCACCGGCGCAGCCCGUGGUAUCGGUUUCGCAACCGCUUCGCUCCUCGCCCAACAUGGCGCUCGGGUGGUUCUGGUCGACCUAAGCGAAGAAGCCCUGAAAAGAUCGUGUGCCGAAAUCGGGCAACAAUCGUCAUACCAGGUGUGCGAUGUGAGCAAUUGGGAACAACAGGUGACUCUCUUCGAAACUGUGACGAAAAAGAUCGGCCCCAUCAACUUGCUUGUCUGCAACGCAGCCAUCAACCCGGAGAUCACCCUGCUCCAAGUAUCCGACCGGGAGCAGCAUGCAAAAAUGAACUCGCAAGUACGCUACAAUUACCUCGCCGACGAACAUGACGAGGCCUCCGAGUCUUUGAUCCGCCCUCCAACCCAACUCUUCGAUAUCAACAUCAACUCGGUACUUUUCGGCCUGAAACUAGGAAUCCACCACAUGAAACAGCACGGUGGAGGCCAAAUUGUCGUAACAGCAUCGGCAGGGUCCUACGUUCCUAUCCCAUCGCAGCCCCUCUACGCAGCUAGCAAGCACGCCGUGCUGGGACUUUGCCGGAGUACGGCUCAUAUGAGCGAGGUUGCGGAGUCGGGAGUUUCGAUUUCGUGGAUCGCGCCGUGGUUAACGCUGACUUCGAUGGUUGAGGGUCUUCAGGCUACUACGAACCCGGACACGUUGAAGAGUUCACCAGAGGAUGUGGCGUGGGGGAUUCUUGCGGCUGCGACGGCGGAGAAGGCUAAUGGUAAGGGGUAUUGGGUUCAGGGGGAGACUAUUAGUGAGGUUGAGGGGGCUUAUGGGGAGGUGGCUGGGCGAUUGAUGCAUCCUGAGAAUCGGUUUUAG